AAGUGAAACAAGGGAGUGGAUCCAUCAAAAAAAGAAGAAGAAACAAGGGUGUGAAUAGUCUUUUAACGAAUAGAUAUUAUAGCGUAUUGGAUAGGAAUUAGGAGGAACUUUGACUUGAAAUCCACAUUUGAAGCUUUCAAAUUUUCCUUGCAUACUGAGACAGUUCAUCUGAUGCAUUGUAACUCUCAUUUCUGCAUAUCUUGUUGGAUUCUUGAGCUUACAUCUGCAGCUUCCAUCUAGUCUCCAAGUUGUCAUAGCUUAUAAUGAAAAUCCUCCAGAAUUUUUUGAACAGUCCCAUUGGCCCUAAAACAACACACUUUUGGGGCCCUGUUGUGGGCUGGGGCAUUCCUAUUGCAGCAAUGGUCGACACAAACAAACCCCCAGAGUUGAUUUCUGGCAAUAUGACAACAGUUAUGUGUGUUUAUUCAGCAUUGUUCAUGAGGUUUGCAUGGAUGGUACAGCCACGGAAUCUCCACCUUCUUGCAUUGCAUGCCGCGAAUGAGAGUGUACAGCUCUAUCAGCUCUCACGUUGGUUGAAAUUUCAAGGGUUUCUUGGUGACAAAAGCUUGCAGCAGAAGAACGAGGAAGCUGAAACAUAGUGAUUCAGAGAUGGUUGAUUUAUAUUUUCUUUGUCGAAUCUUUGAAACAUAGUGAUUCAGAGAUGAUUGAUUUAUGUUUUCCUGGGCCUAAUCUUUUGUAUAUAAUUUAUCAUAACUGGACGAUUUGCUUCUUUUCUCAAGUGGUUUUCAGCCGCAAUUUGUUUCAUAAAUAAAGUGAGAAAAUAU
Molecule: messenger RNA, 785 nt
Organism: Quercus lobata
Lineage: Eukaryota; Viridiplantae; Streptophyta; Magnoliopsida; Fagales; Fagaceae
Product: mitochondrial pyruvate carrier 1-like
Exons: 5
Coding region: 264-599 (111 amino acids)
Biological process (GO): pyruvate import into mitochondria
Cellular component (GO): mitochondrial inner membrane
Source: RefSeq, a predicted model, not a curated record